This is a messenger RNA of Vitrella brassicaformis, 1360 nucleotides long. The record is from the annotation of a GenBank genome assembly. NCBI's taxonomy places the organism in Eukaryota, Vitrellaceae.
UUACUCCUCGUGGGUGCACUUGUUGAAGUCCACCGUAUGCCCGAGCCCCGUAUUGUCGUGCCACACGACGAGGGCGUUGACCACGUUCUUGAAUCGGGGGCGAAUGGCGAUGCAGAUGGUGGGGUGUUGAGCUCGAUGGUGGUCGCCUUGCCGCACCCGAUGCACCCACAGCACUGCUCCCAAUACUGCAGCUUCCCCUUCCCCAGGACAACCGCCGUUGGAGAUAGCGUCGGCAACCUCGUUCAUCACCGCAUCGUACCUUGACAAACCGCCAGACAGACAAAGAGACAGACAGACAGACAGACAGAUGAGAUGAACAAAGGUACAUAUCAGGAUAUUGUCGAUUCGUUGGCUCACCACUCGCCGAGCUCGGACGAAGUCUUGCACUCAAACGCGGCCUUAGGCCCCGUGGCCGCGUCGUCAACGAAACACCAAGAUAUAAAAUGUAAGCAGCGAUGCUCGCGCUUAUGUGCUGGUAUCCGGCCAGCUGAGACGCCAUGUCAAUGCGCUCCAGCGCCCGAAGAGCGUACCUUGAUAACCCAACAGAUCAGCCAGCCAGACAGACAGACAGAUGAACAAGGGUACAUAUCAGAAUAUUGGCGAUUCGUUGGCUCACCACUCGCCGAGCUCUGCCAUGUUCUUGCACUCGAACGCCGCCUUCGGGCCAGUGGCGGCGUCGAACCCGUCUAUGAUCCUGACCAAUCGAUGACAUACCACACACAGAGAGAAAUGAAACGAUGCACCCAUCCCCUUCCCCCACCUCCCCUUGCUCACGUCUCAUGUGUGCAUUUGUUGAAGUCGACGGUGUGUCCGAGCCCAGUAUUGUCGUGCCAGAUGACGAGGGCGUUGGUGAGGUUCUUGAAGCGGGUGGUGGGGUACUCCAGCUGGAUGGUGGUGGCCUGAUCAAUUGAUGACACACACAGCACACAACACAUAUCAGUACACAUGGAGAGGCACUCAUCCUCUCCUCCCUCCCGCACCUCCCCGUGCUCACGUUUCGUGGCUGCACUUGUUGAAGUCGACAGUGUGCCCGAGCCCGGUGUUGUCGUGCCAGAUCACGAGGGCGUUUGUGAGGUUCUUGUAACGCGGGCGGCAGGCGAUGCGAAUGGUGGGGUAGGUGAGCUCUAUCGUCGUCGCCUUACCGCACGGCACGCACCCGCAGCAUUCUUCCCAGAACUGGACCUUGCCCUCUCCUGCCGCGACGUGAUGCCAGAUGGGGCGCGAGUCCCAAUACCGCCUCGUCUCUCGCUUCCGGAGCGACCCCCCCUUGUUAACGCGGCGGAUGGGCGGCAUGGUCUGUCUGCUGCGCGGGAGUGGUGGCGAGACGGCUGACGGGCGGACGGUGGCGCGGGGGAGGCAG